Molecule: messenger RNA, 1767 nt
Organism: Seminavis robusta
Lineage: Eukaryota; Bacillariophyta; Bacillariophyceae; Naviculales; Naviculaceae
Source: the annotation of a GenBank genome assembly
ACAGCAUCACAACCCUAAGAGCAGUACCGAUACACCACAACAUCGAGACAUCAUCAUCUUGUCUUCGGAAAUACUAGUACGGUUUAGCUGUCUGUAUGACAUUGUAUAGUCCAUUGCAGCUCCGAACAUUUGAGACUUCUAUAAAGAAAAGGAACACGCGUAUCUGUCCAUCUCACAAGUAUAUCUCGAGGUCAAUCCUGCAGAUUCGAUUCCUAUUUUGAUUGAGCAGAGCAAUGAGAACGCUUUCGGUUCCGAUGCUCUUGCGGGCUUCAUCCAACCUGUUUAGCGGUCGACAGACAGCGUCGAUUAUUAGGAGCAGCAUCCAUCGACAGUCAGUGUGUGGUGGAUCUCGUCGAAUCCGUCUUUUUUCGGGUAAUGGAGACUGGAAUCGGGAACUAUCCAAGCCACAAGAUUUUGAUGUGACGGCACCCAUCAUAAGAGAGGCCAGGAUCCUUUCUUUGACAGACCCUCACGACACUGCGAACGACCCAGUCAAUGAUGCCGCCAAAGAUCCAUCACUCCUUCCGGAAGGUGCCUCACUUCUGGCCAUUGGAACUUGUUUGGAAGAAUUUGACAUGGAUACUCUGAAACCACAAGAACCCAACGUCAUCUUUGUCAGUCACCCCCUGGCGCGGGAACCAUUGGCUCAAUUGCUACAGGAACUCCCGUCCAUUGAAUGGAUUCAUGCCCGAUCCGCAGGGAUUGAUUUUGUCGCGUCCCCUACAUUGGCUUCUUCCACCGAAGUGAUAAUGAGCAACGCAAAAGGAACCUUCUCCAGCACCUUGGCCGAGUACACUCUCAUGGCCUGCAGCUAUUUUGCCAAGGAUCUCCCCCGUCUUUUGAAGCAAAAGGCUGAUUGUAACUGGACCAAGUACCCCGUGUUGGAAGUACGGGGAGCAACAUUGGGGAUUAUUGGAUACGGUGACAUUGGUCAUGCCAUUGCUCGACUCGCAUCCGCUUAUGGAAUGAAAGUGCUUGCUCUCAAACGACAUGUUCGGGACAAUGACAAGAAUGAUCCCUAUUGCGACGCCAUCUAUAGUAGUAGCGACACGGACUCUUUGCAUAGAAUAUUUGCCGAGAGUGACUACGUGGUCUGCGCCACUCCGCUGACAGCUGAAACCGAGCGGAUGAUUGGCAGGGAACAGUUUGAUCAAGCCAAAGAGGGAUCUGUGUUUAUCAAUGUUGGACGAGGGCUGGUAGUGGACGAAGACGCAUUGGUGGAUGCCUUGAAAGCUGGCAAACUAAAAGGGGCGGGCUUGGAUGUGUUUGCCAUGGAGCCGUUGCCGACAUCCAGCGAGUUGUGGCGCUUGGACAAUGUCUUACUGAGUCCGCACAACAUGGAUAUGACUGAAACAUUCAUGACAGAGGCUUCCACCUUCUUUGUGGAAGAAAAUCUACCAAGAUUCCUCCGUGGUAUCCCCCUGUUGAAUGUCGUGAACAAGGCCGCCGGAUACUAACUAGUCCUGCAACUUGAAAAAGUAAGUAGUAUGGACCGCAGCAGGAGGGACUAGCUAGAUAGAUUUCUUUCCUCUUUCUUGGCAAAGUCAAAAGCUUGGCAUAUCAAUGGUACCUUGCAUCGUAGCGGUCCCAACAGGAGGCUUUUGUGCUUUCUCGGGCAGAGACAGAAGCAUGGUUUCCCCGCGACGGUUUAAUUUAUUUCAGCUUCACUGGCUGGAUCUGUCAAGAAAUAAUAACUCCAUGAAAGAUCCCCAGAUCCCUGACCUCGUACACCGGUGCCAGUACAUGUACUGUAGCAAGCUGUACCAG